GGCGCGCGACUCUGCAACAGGUGAACUGCGUAUUCACACGCGCUCUCUCUCAUACACAUACACACACGCGAGCGCGCGCGCGGUAUCUAUCAUGGGGAAUCAGCAGCAGUCAUGCCGCAUCAUCGUGUCAGUUGCCAUGUUAUUACUGGCCACUGUUGGAAUUCUUCUGCUCGCCAUCAACACCGAGGACGUGAAGGAACCCGGAGACUACAUGUAUGGAAUCGUCCUGGAUGCUGGAUCCUCCCAUACAGCCAUGUUUAUCUACAAAUGGCCUGCAGACAAACAGAACGAUACUGGUAUUGUCAGCCAGCACAGCGAGUGCCAUGUGAAAGGAGGUGGAAUAUCGAGUUAUAUGGGUAAAAGAGGAGAAGCUGCUCGGAGCCUGGAGUUGUGCAUGGAGAAGGCUAUGCGGGACAUUCCCAAGGCAAGGCAUCCGGUCACACCUUUGUAUCUUGGAGCCACCGCUGGCAUGAGACUACUGAACAUUUCUAAUCCCAAAGAGUCAGAUGGGAUUUUAAAGGAAGUAGAAGAAAAGCUGAAGAGCUAUCCGUUUCGCUUCAAAGGGGCCACCAUACUGACGGGGCAGGAGGAAGGAGCGUAUGGCUGGGUCACCGUCAACUACCUGUUAGAGAACUUUAUUAAGUAUGGGUUUGUAGGCCACUGGCUGUCUCCUGGCAAAGAGACAGUCGGCGCACUAGAUUUCGGUGGUGCUUCCACUCAGAUUACAUUUGAAACGAAGGAAAACGUGGAGGACAAGAAGAACCUGAUGACGCUGCAGCUGUAUGGAAGGAACUACAGCAUCUACACUCAAAGCUUCCUGUGCUACGGCAGGGACCAGAUGUUACGCAAGCUGCUGGCUCACCUGGUUCAGUCUCAGGGCACAGACGGACCCAUAACCCAUCCUUGCUAUCCAGCGGGUCACAAUGUAUCCCAGUCACUGAACAGUUUGUUCGAUUCUCCGUGCACGGCACCCAACAAACCCACUCCCUUCAAUGGUGACCAGCAGCUUCAGAUCAUAGGCUCAGGGAACCACCAGCACUGCCUGGGGAACAUGUCUCAGAUCUUCUCUUUCACAUCCUGCUCCUACUCCAAGUGCUCCUUCAAUGGUGUCUUCCAGCCCAACGUUACUGGCAAAUUUAUGGCAUUUUCUGCAUUCUACUACAAUUACGACUUCCUCCAGCAGGCCACGAAAAUCACCGUCACUUCCCCCAAGCACCUAGAGGAGGCAGCCAUCACCGUCUGCAACAUGAGCUUCCAGGAGAUGCUGAAAGAAGUUCCGGAUCAGAUGAGCCGACUACAAGACUACUGCGCAUCCACAGUCUUCAUGCAAGUGCUUUUUCUGAAUGGUUACGGGUUUGAUCUGAACUCCUUCUCCCGCAUUUCCUUCCAGAAGAAAGCAGGAGACACCUCCAUUGGUUGGGCUCUUGGGUACAUCCUGAACCUGAGCAGCCUCGUGCCAUCUCAGAGCAUUUCUCUGAGAAAGGCCCUCUGUCCAGGAGCCUGGAGCAUGCUGGUCAUCCUCUUCACUUUCCUGCUCCUCGUAGCCAUCGUGUCUCUGGUGGUGGCCAUGUGUCGUAAGAAGAAAGGAAACAAUAACGUGCUAUGAUUAUGAUUGUUUGCAGUUUCUUUUUUUAAUGCACUGAAUAAACAGGAUGGUGGCAAAGGGCUGUUAAUGACAUCUGAAGUGAAAUCCUGAUUUCUGUAGGUCAGGCAAGGCGAAUAAAAUGUACAGUACACUGGUAUUUUAGGAGGUUUAAAUAAAGGUAGGAGAAAUGAUCAGUACAAAUUAGAGCUGUGGGGAAAUAAAAAGGUCAGAGGUGUCAUAAAGAAAAAAAACAUUCCUUUUUUAGAAUUAUUUAGGAUUUUUGUACAUUUCGGGUUAUUUCUAUGUAGCGUCUUUGAUAAAGAUUUGAAUUAAGUAACUGUUCUAAAAUAAAUGUUUUGAUGUAAAGAUUCUUUUUUAUGCUGAACUACUGUAUGACAUUAAAGAAUAGUUAUUUUC
Clarias gariepinus (North African catfish) is the source of this 2002-nucleotide messenger RNA. Its product is annotated as ectonucleoside triphosphate diphosphohydrolase 2-like. Gene Ontology annotation, molecular function: UDP phosphatase activity; GDP phosphatase activity. Gene Ontology annotation, biological process: nucleoside diphosphate catabolic process. The transcript has 9 exons. The coding region runs from base 92 to 1606 and encodes 504 amino acids. NCBI's taxonomy places the organism in Eukaryota, Metazoa, Chordata, Actinopteri, Siluriformes, Clariidae. Gene Ontology annotation, cellular component: plasma membrane. The record is from RefSeq and is a predicted model, not a curated record.